Nicrophorus vespilloides is the source of this 318-nucleotide messenger RNA. RefSeq lists its product as uncharacterized. The coding region runs from base 12 to 239 and encodes 75 amino acids. Lineage: Eukaryota; Metazoa; Arthropoda; Insecta; Coleoptera; Silphidae. The record is from RefSeq and is a predicted model, not a curated record. The transcript has 2 exons.
CCUGUGUCAGGAUGUUGCUGUGUGUGUUGGCGGCCCUUCUUCUGAUCAACCUUUCCGAGGUGUCCGAAGCCCGGUACCUUCCGACGAGGGCGAAGGUCGAUCGUUUGGACAAGUUGAGAGAACUUCUCAAAGAGUUGUUGGAGAGCGAAAUCGAGAAGGAAGAGUACCAAGCCCAAGAUGCUCCACCCAGGUGGCACCCGGAGCAGAAGCUCUUCUACAAGAGGGAAAUCCCACAAUAAACGCAACACGAUAACAAUAAACAAGACACGACACGAAUUAACCGACAACUUACGUAGAACUCCUACAAAUUUCAUCAAC